AUGCGCCCAGUAGCUACAGCAGUGGCUUCGGGAAGUCUGACCUCCUUAGCGUUUAGCCUUGCAAGGGAUAUUUUAAGGGGACCCCUGGAACUCUCCAUUCCUCCUUCUCCUUCAUUUCCUCCUCUCACGUCAGAGCUUUGCACAUUCAUACGGCCUCAACCUGAUUGGCACCUGGACUUUUACUCAGUUUUGGUGGGCAUCUUCGUGGGGCUCAGCUUGAACGUUUUUGUGGACCUGCUGAUCGUUUUGCGGAUCCAGUGGACUCGAUUUCUGCAAGUGAGGCUAGCAGCCGAAGGAGCGGAAAGAGAAGAGACCAAGAGCUGGACCCGCGUCAGUUCUGCGGGCUCAGCUGAUUCAGCCAGGGGCUCUUCCUUGGAGGUGGACAAAGAGGAUCAGUCAAGUCGGCGCCGGCGCCAGUUGGCCGUCGAGAUUGGCCAGUUUUUGCGCCGUGCUCUCAACGGCGAGCACAGAGGUUCAUCUGGCAGAGACAGGCUGAAGCUAGCCAACCGUUGCUAUUUGAUUCUGGCUGAUUUCAGGGGCAGACGCCUCCCAAAGCCCAUUUGCUCCGACUCCUUUCAGGACGUCCGGAACCUUUGCAAGAUUGGCGCAGACGUGGGAGACAGCAUUUUUUGUGGAUUUGCAACCAAGUGGGAAGCGAAGGAGGUCGCUCAGGCUCUUGUGGUUCAGGGCCUUGGCGAAGUGAACUAUCACUACGAGCCAGCGAGUUUUUCUUUUGUCGAGGGCGACGUUGAAAAGUCGCUCUAUAUUAUCCCCAUUGUCGAGCUAGACGGCAAGUUGCUUGUUGCUUUGCCUGCGGAAGCCUGGGACAGAACCGUGGCACGUCGCCUGGUUCCUCGGACUACUCUGGGCAAAGCCAUCAAAGUUUCUGUGGUUUGCUCGGCUGUUACAGACCGGGAGAUCCCUUUGGCAGAAGAGGACUCUCAGUUAUGGCUGGGAUUUUUGGACAAAAACUUUGUGUCCCAGCUGAAAAUUGCAAGAAUUCAAGAGCCGAUUGCCGAUGUGUACCGGCUGCAAGGAGAAUCAGAUGUUUUGCUGCUCCCCUAUGCUCAGAGUUUGGUGGAAGCCGCGGACGAACAGUUCGCCUUCGUCUCGGCCAUGAGCGGCUCUCCUGGAGAGGAAGAGCCUCCGCCUGCUGGCGGCAGCAGCGCUGUGGAAGCGCGCAUGGAACGCAUGGAACGCAUGGAGAAGAUGGUUUUUGGUUUGCAAAAGAACAUGGAAAAUUUUCUUGCUCUGCGAAAGGGCGAUCCUCAAAGUUUGUCCGCAAAAAGCAAGUCUCAGCGGAAGGCAGUUGGAACCCAGGAGGCCGACGAGAGGUCGAGCCGAGUUGGUCCGGUCCAGAUAGCCGGUCUGGAUCCUUCAGUUGUAGCAGCGGCGAGAAAAGCCGGAGUGGGGGAAGCCGAGUUGCAGAGAUUGGGCUCCAUGGUGUCCAAAAGCCACAAGCUCGGAGACGCUCCGGGCACUUCCAGAAAACCCAUUAUGGCAGUGGAUUCGGAGGAGGAAGAAGAAGUGGAGUCGGAAGAGGCUCCCGAGGAGGAGGAAGAGCUGGUGGAAGAUCGACAAAAUUCCAUGGGAGAUCUCUCCAUGCAGAAAGCCGUGAUGAAGCUGACCAAGAUUGUGGACAGCUUGGCGGCGCAGAAAAAGCCCAGGGGCCUAGACGCUUUGUUGGAUGGAGCAGACGCCGAAGCUCAAGAUCCGAGCAGCAGCUCUUCUGGGAAGUCAAAAGCAGCCCUGUACAAGAAGCUUCGUCGCAGCCUUCUGGAGGACCCAAAGUAUGUUUUCCAGACCAUCGAGAACCUGAUGGACGAGGAUUUCCAACUUCUUCGCAUGGCGCCGGGAGCAAGGCAGGAGCGACGAAGCCCGAGCCCGUUGUGCUCUGAUGAUGGCAGCGGCAGAUCAGACGUCGCUGGACGGCGGCAACUGGCUGUUGAGCCAAGAGAUCCUUCUGGAGGAGCCGCCUCCUUUGCGUCUUUCCAAGGCAAGAAGCUGCCCGAGACCUGGGAUCAAGCUGCUUCGAAGCUGCUGGACGAGAGGUGGCAGGACGUCCUCAUGUGGAAAGUCCGCAGCAAAGAUUCCUACCUCGAGUCCAGAAAGAGGCUCAGCCAGGGCAAAGGCGGCAAAGGAGAUCACCCAAAGCGAGACGAAGUAGAUCGUCCGCAGCCAAAGAAAGGAGCAAAAGGGGGAAAAGGCCAGACGAAGUCAGAGAGCAAAAGGAAGGGGGCGGAGGAGGCGGGGCACGAAGAUGCACUGCCGGGUUCUCGCGCCACCACGGUGCACGGGUACAGUUUGUGGAAUUCACUUUUUGAUUUUCUUGGGCGAGCACGAAGCAGACUCUCCCUCACAUGGCUUGCGGUGCGUGCUGGACAUGCCUUGAAGAAGGCAUCUACUGGGCGGGUGUGGCCUUUGCCCCUGCCCUAUCCUGAACUUCAUCGUCGAGGUGGCCGACGGGGAAGACAGGAGAGCGCUAGAAAGCUAGGCUGCAACUUUGUGGUGCUUGUUUUGAACUUUCUCAAGUUUCCAGAGCGGCAUUGGCGUACGGUCACGCCUCCCUUAGGAACGGCUCUGAACAAGCGCCAAUGGGAAGUCGUGGGAAGGAUUUCCACGGCAAUUGAGACAUGGAAUGACCAAGAUGCAGUCACACCAGCUUUGAUGGGUCGAGCGGCUGCUAAGGUCGAGAAUGUGGAAGAAGUUUUGGUCGAUUUGGCUGCAGCUGCUUUUUCAAACUUUCAUGAGGGCAACAAAUAUGGGAACGGUGGAAAACUGGGGAUGCAGAGUAGCUGGGGAAAUCAAGGUUCUCCCGGCGACGUGGUUGGCGUUUUGAGCAAAGACCCUGCUUGUUUGGCUAGAGCAGUCAAACCUGAGCGGCUGAAAUUUUGGCAGACUCCUUCAUUUGAUCCUUUACCUUUUUUGGAUGAUGACAAUGGGGCCACUUUUUCGCGGCCUCUGGACUUUGCUAGGCCUCCCGUUUUGGAGGACGUGGGGCCGCCUCGAGUCAGGGUUAGGAUGGCUCAGAAGGACAGGGUCAAAUUUUUGGAACUGCUGGAUAGCUGUGGUCGCCUUGCUUUGCUCCCUAGCAAAUUUGCGCGACAGGGUUUUGAGAAUGGGCUCUUUGUGGUGCCGAAGGACGAGGCCCGAGACCGCAUGGUGCUGGACGCUCGCCCUGCCAACUGCCUAGAAGAUCCCGAAAAGCGCUGGAUUAGGAGCCUUGCUUCUGUGUCUCAGCUUCUCCAUUUCUUCGUCGAGCCUUACGAGGAGAUUAGGCGUUUUGAUAAAAAACUCUGGAAAGCAGGAACCCUGGUCCCGGCUUUAGGAACGAUGGCUAUGGGGGACCCGAAUGCAGUCAGCUAUGGCCAGACCUCGCACUUGGGAUGCUUACUGCAGAGCGGCCUUUUCUCUUUGAGCGACUUUGUGACGCUACAAGGGCGUCCCAGUCGGAAGAGGUGGCUUGCCGGCUUGAUGAUCGAUGACCUUGUUCUGCUUCAAGCUGUUCCCCGAGGUGUGAGCGAGGCUGAGAAGGAGACGAGCGAGUGCGCUGAGAUCAUUCGCGCAGUGCGCAAAGUCUACGAAAAUGUGGGCCUGCCACGGCAUGAAGGCAAGGCCGUCUUCAAUUCUUUACGAGGUGAAUUUUGGGGCCUAGAACUGGAUGGUGCUAGGGCUGUUGCGAGACCGAGUUUGAAACGUAGCAUUCCUUUGGCUUUCAUCCUCCUCAACAUUCUUCAAUUGGGUCAAGCUUCUGUUGCUCUCCUUGAGAUCGUUGCAGGGUCACUGGUUUCUAUUUUUCAGGUGCGUAGACGAUUGAUGGCUGUUUUGGAAGAGGUGUACGGAGCUCAGAGAGGACGAGAGAGGCAUGAGGUGGUGCAGCUCUCUCGAGAACUCAAAGACGAAAUUUUGUGCGCUCUGGCCCUUCUACCAUUUGCUGAGAUCGACUUCCGUUUGAAACCUUUUUCAAGAGUGGUUUGCUCUGAUGCCUCGACUCACGCCGAGGCUGCUGUCAGCGCGGAGAUUGGAAGCUCGGCUACAGCUGAGCUUCACAAACUGGCUUUGCAAAAAGGAGCUUGGAGUAAACUGCUUUCUCCAGUCAAAGCUUACUGGCGGGAAAAAGGUUGGCCUGAGGAAGAGAGCGAGCUUCCUGACUCUAGCUAUGACAUGAACCCUGUUUGGCGUGAGCUGGUCACUAGCCAGCGAUUUGUCAAGUUGGGAAAGAUCAGAAAGGUGAGGAGACGGAGGCAUAUCAAUAUAGGUGAAGUUAGAGCUGCUUUGGAGGCUGAGAGGUCAGUAGGGGCUGAAGCAGAGGAUUCUUUUUACAUUCAUUUGCAAGACAGUCAAGUUUCGCUGGCCUGCUUGAUGAAAGGCCGCUCAUCUUCACGGAGUUUGAACAGAGAAUUGCGUCGGUCCAUUCCCGAGCACUUAGCAGCCAAUGUGCGGCCCUUCUAUGGCUUCGUCAGAUCAAAACUAAACCCAGCUGAUGAUCCUACGCGAGGGGCAGAGGUGCGUGGGCCGUCAGAGGAGGAAUCUUCCUGGUUGAGAGAUCUGAAAGUAGGCGAGUUCACUGCUUAUGAUGCUUUUUUGGAAGAGCUUGGUUUGGAUCGCACUGCUGUGGCGGGUCUGCCUGAGGAAGCCGAGCUUGCACGGCAAUGGGACUACAAUGGUAGGAGCAAAAUUGAAGAGAAAAGAAAGACCAGAGAGCAAAAGAAGGUUGCUGUCACCGGGGAUGUGAAGCCCCCCAAGUUUGAGAAGCUUGAAAAAGUGGCCUGUGCGACAUCCAAAACUCCUUCUUCUAGCUUGGAGCAGAGAGCAGAGCCAGCUGGGUUGUCGGCUGAGGUGACGAAACUGCUGCGGAUGUUUGAUUCUAGCCAAUUUGAGUUUUCAAGCUGCUUUGGAAGUUUGGAAGAAGCACUAGCGUCUGGUCCAGGGUAUUUAGACCUGUUUUCUGGAAGCAGAGGAGUGGCGAAGGAGUUGGUCAAGCAAGCUCAGACGUGGGUUCUUACCUUUGAUCUCUCUCACUCUCCUUCCGAAAAUCUUCUCUCUCCUCCCUUGCAAGGUCAAAUACUAAGGUUAAUAGGUUGCGGUGCCUUUAGAGCCAUGGGAGCUGGACCUGUCUGCGCCUCUUUCAGCACUGCAGUAACUCCACCUUUCAGGAAUCGCGAGUAUCCUGAAGGGGUGCCUUGGGCUAGCGAGCUUCAACAAGAAAAGAACCGCGUUGGAAAUCUACUGCUGAAGUUUGUGCUGCAGGCAGUGGAAGCGUGUUGCAAAUCUGAAAUUAUUUUUUGGGUGGAGAACCCGCACCCUUCCUGGUUGUGGCGCCAAGUAGGGGAGCUGUCCUGGGAGCCUUUGCUGAGACGUUUUGGUAUAGGGGACCUGGUAGUGGACUAUUGUCGUUUUUCAACGCCCUGGCGGAAGAGAACGAGAUUUAGGACAAAUGGACAGCUUCAAGGGCAGAGGCUUAUGUGCCAGUGCAAGACCCCGCAUGUGGUCCUGAGGGGUCGAUCGAGGGGUCGAUCAAAAGCUGCGGGGCUGAACUAUACUAAGAUUGCUGAGGCCUAUCCUCGCAAACUGAAUUGGAUGCUUGCUGCAGCGAUGCUGGCCGACUCGGGCCUACUAGCUGGGAGACGAAAGCUCAACAUUUCUCAGUGCUGCAAAGCGCAGAGCUUGCGAAUCGGGGAAGCUCAAAAUCCUGGGCCCAGAGGAAGACAAAUUUUCGCUCGAGAAGGUCGUUUAGGGGAUAUCAAAACACUGGAACCUGCUACAAUUUUGCUGCGAGGCAGACUGUGGACAGCUUUCCUAACCUGGUUCGAAGAGCAUUUUCCCGGACGUGAUUUGCUGGAAUGGAUGAGCAGCUCGCUCGAGCUUUUUAUCUCUGUGCUGGUUGGGUUUGGUCAUGACUCCUUUGCAUCAGGAAAACCGCUGUAUGGGUAUCGACAACUGGUGGCGCAUUGCCAAAAAGAAUUUCCGGCUCUUAUAUUCACUCUGCCUGGGAAGUUGUUUCGAGAUGGGAAAUUGCUGAGCCCACUCGACAUAGGUGAGCUUUUGAAAGCACGACGAAGAGACGUGCUGACGCCAAAAGAUCUGCUGACUGAAGAUGCGGUGAUUUAUGUGAAGAUUGCUUUGCCAAAGACAAAGAUAGCUGUGCUACAGGGCGCAUUGCCAAUCUUCAUUUGCAAUGAGAUCAAGGCCACGGCCAUAGGUGGAGCAGCAGCUCGUGCUGCUCUUUUUACUGUGGCGAAGCCUUUCGAAAAAGGCGUUCAUGGGCUGGCCAGCCUUCCGCGCAAAGCGCGGCCACCCUCCCUUGGAGCAGCAGCUCGUGCUGCUCUUUUUACUGUGGCGAAGCCUUUCGAAAAAGGCGUUCAUGGGCUGGCCAGCCUUCCGCGCAAAGCGCGGCCCCAUCACUGA
Messenger RNA from Cladocopium goreaui, 6408 nucleotides. NCBI's taxonomy places the organism in Eukaryota, Dinophyceae, Suessiales, Symbiodiniaceae. The record is from the annotation of a GenBank genome assembly.